Messenger RNA from Mycotypha africana, 1182 nucleotides. RefSeq names its product Alpha/Beta hydrolase protein. The transcript is spliced from 3 exons. Gene Ontology annotation, molecular function: hydrolase activity. NCBI's taxonomy places the organism in Eukaryota, Fungi, Mucoromycota, Mucoromycetes, Mucorales, Mycotyphaceae. The record is from RefSeq and is a predicted model, not a curated record. Bases 1 to 1182 code for a protein of 393 amino acids.
AUGAAAGGUACCACAUGCGCUAUUGAUUAUAGACUGGCACCACAACAUCCUUUUCCUGCCGCCGUAGAAGAUGCAUUGGCAACUUAUUUAUACAUGAUUGACCCACCAAAGGGAAUUCAACCCAUUAGCCCUGAAAAGAUUGUGGUUUCUGGUGAUUCCGCAGGCGGAGGUCUGACGUUUGCGCUUUUGAUCGCUAUUCGAGAUGCGAAGUUACCAGCUCCCGCGGGGGCAAUGACUUUAUCACCAUGGGUGGAUCUUACACAUUCAUUUCCUUCCAUUAUGACUAAUAUUGCAACGGAUUAUCUUCCUCCCGUUGGAUUUAAACAUGCUCCAUCGCCCGCAUUAGACUACGCACGUUUGCCGUAUAAAAAAGAAGAUGCGGAGAUGUUGGAACAAGCAAGAGCUGAAGCAUCAGCUUCUGUGACAACAGAUACGGAUGGUAAACUUGAAGUGCCUGUGGACAAGAGUGACGCGAAUCGACGUAUUUCUAUUGGACCCUUUGGAGAAUGCAUACCCAGAGCUAGUAUUGAUGGAUCCGAUGUUUAUCGUGUUCAAUUUUAUGCCGAUAAUGAUGCCUUGAAGAUACCCAUGGUUAGUCCUGUUUUUGAUCGACGGCACUUACGUGGUUUGCCACGUGUUUUAGUGCAAUGCGGUACAGCCGAGCGGUUACGUGACGAAUCUGUUUAUCUUGCCUUACAAGCUUCUAAUGCAUUUUCGGAAGAUAAUGAAAACACCGCAAGCCGUGAUAAACUCACAAAUAUUACAUUAGAAAUGUAUACAGAUCAACCACAUGUGUUUCAAUUGUUUUUCUCCCAUAAAUGUACUUCCCGUGCAGUUAAGAACCUUGCAGCAUUUGUACGUGACGUGACCAAUUCACCUGCCUCUCAUAAUAACAGCAAACAACGUAAAAAUGAGCAUCAGCAACAACAUCAAUUGACUACAAAGGACCAUGGCUGCAAAGCCAAUUAUCUAUCCGAUGAAAAGCUUAAUAUUUGGAAGAUUGAUCCACAAGGAAAUAUGGCAGAUGUUAAAGAACAAAUGUUGAAGAAUUUCUCUCGAGAAGAAUGGAAGGAAUGGAAAAGACGCUUGGACAGACCAAGUAUUAAAGAGCGUAUCGAUGAAGUUGUGGACGCGUUCAAUAAGUUUGCUAAAAAUGAGCCUACCGCUCAGGAUAAACAGUAA